GCGGCGGCCCUGAGCAGGGAAGCAGCCGCCUCAGCCCAGGCAGCAGCAGCAGCAGCAGCAGCAGCAGCGGGAACCCAGCCUGGGACCACCUGCCAGGACUCAGGAGCAGCUGCAGCAGGGAAGAUGCGCCCAAGGCAGGCAGUCCUUUGGUGAAAUCCUAGGAAAUGGAUCCAUUCUGCUUGAAAUCUUUGCUUUGAACUACUUCAUGUGGUUAAUUUACUGAAGACUGUACACUGGAGUGGGCAGGGGCAAAGACUGGCAACUUGCUGUUUGUAAAACUUGGAAGUUCUCCCUGCUAUGGAAGACAGGGAGAAACAGCAGGGGGUCCCACCAGAGACUCAGGAAGACAGCAUCAGCAGCACGAGACCUUUGCCUGGUGGAUCCGUGACUGUCAAGGGGGAGAUAAAGAAACAUGCAGUUACAGAUGACUACAAAAUCUCCAAGCAGGUCCUUGGCCUUGGCAUUAAUGGCAAAGUACUGGAGUGUUUCCACAAGGUGACAGGGAGGAAGUGUGCUUUGAAGCUCUUAUAUGACAGCCCAAAAGCACGACAAGAGGUGGACCAUCACUGGCGGGCUUCUGGCUGUCCCCACAUUGUCCACAUCCUGGAUGUUUAUGAAAAUAUACAUCAUGGGAAGAGAUGCCUACUGAUCAUCAUGGAAUGCAUGGAGGGAGGGGAACUGUUCAGCAGGAUCCAGGAGCGAGGAGACCAAGCAUUUACAGAAAAAGAGGCCUCUGAAAUAAUGAGAGACAUUGGAACAGCCAUCCAGUAUCUACAUGGGAUGAAUAUAGCCCAUAGAGAUGUCAAGCCAGAAAAUCUGCUUUAUACAUCUAAAGAGAAGGAUGCAGUGCUCAAGCUCACCGAUUUUGGAUUUGCCAAAGAGACAACCAUACAGAAUGCACUACAAACCCCAUGUUACACUCCAUACUAUGUAGCCCCAGAAGUUCUUGGUCCUGAGAAGUAUGACAAAUCCUGUGAUAUGUGGUCUCUCGGUGUCAUCAUGUAUAUUCUCUUGUGUGGAUUCCCCCCAUUCUACUCCAACACUGGCCAAGCCAUUUCUCCAGGAAUGAAGAGGAGAAUUCGGAUGGGACAGUAUGGAUUUCCAAACCCUGAAUGGUCAGAAGUAUCCGAUGAAGUGAAGCAGCUAAUUCGCCAGUUGCUUAAGACGGACCCAACUGAGAGGAUGACAAUUUCUCAAUUUAUGAAUCACCCUUGGAUUAAUCAAUCCAUGGUGGUGCCACCAACCCCUCUUCACACUGCCCGUGUCCUACAGGAAGAUAAAGAUCACUGGGAUGAAGUAAAGGAGGAAAUGACGAGUGCCUUGGCAACCAUGAGGGUGGACUACGACCAAGUAAAAAUUAAAGAUUUGAAAACCUCUAACAAUCGUCUCCUCAACAAACGGCGCAAGAAGCAAAAACAAGGAGGCACCUCUUCAGCAUCUGCCGGUUGUAACAACCAAUAAAGAAAAGAGGAAGGAUAAACAUAAAAAAAACCAGUUACUCCAACAGGGUUCAGCUCACCUUUGCACCAAAAACAAAUGGUACCUCUCUGAAAUAUUGAUGAGUGUGAUCUGCAGCGAAGAUGCAAUGAGGCAUCUAACAUAUUAUAUUCUGAGACUUUUUAUUUUUGCAUUCAGUUUUGUCUAAGAGGGAUUUAUUUGUUUUUAUUUUUCUUUUACAUUGUAAUAGACAUUGCCUAAUGUGUUCCUGAAAACUAUAGAAUUCCAGUGAAGCUUUAUUUGAGUAGGUGGUUCUUGAAGCAAUGCAGGUUCAAAAUCUAGCUAUGCUUAAGCAUAUUUAAAUCUCCUGUUUUUAAAGUGAAGAGAUUUAAGUGUGGGCUAACAGAAUUCAGUGGGAUGUAAAACUGCUUAACCUUGGCUGGAUUAUGUCCAGUGUGUUUAGGAGAAAUGAACCCUACUAUGGUAUAGGCCUCAGGAGCAGAAAGCUCAGAGUAUUAUGUGAAGACUGUUCACAUGUUCCUUCUUAGUCUUCAUUUUCCUCUCCUUUAUUUUAGUUCUAGUGAUAACGCUGCUAACUAGCAGAAUUUCUGUCUGAACAUGGAAGCAUUGCUUUUGAUUUUCCAAGAAAAUAUUUACAGGGAAGCCUUAAGGGAUUAUUAAGCCAUGGUUCCAUAUUCACACAUUUCUUCGACUGAAAGCAAUUCAUAUAGGAAUGUACAUGAAAAGAAGAUGUGGAUUGUCAUGUGUGGUGAUAGCAGACAUUUCUGUUUCACUGUUGUGCCAUGCAAAGGGAAAGUACAAUUGGUCAUGUCUUCCUGGUGAGCAUACAUGUAGCAAACUAGCUGUGAGUGCAGUCAUUACUUGUUAGGAUUCAGCUGAUCCAUUUCCUUACUCUACACAUAAACCAACAUUAUUCUUAGCAGAUAAUUUUCUCAGGCAGUGGCCAGCAUCCAGUGAUGUAGUUUACUAGAUCCCUCUUCUGCCAAAAUCUGUGGUGCUCCUUCACAUCUCAGUUCCCACCACCUUAUCCCCAAACAAGAAAUGCCUGAUCUAGAGGAUUGAGAAACCACCUGGAACUGGUUUUUGUCACCGCAGAGAGUUUCAGGAGGAGGAGAUGAAUAGGGAGAUACACCACAGGCUUUGAAGUAAACCACUGAAUCAUGGAAAUUGCACCAUUAAAUCUUGGCCAGAAUUUAAUAAGACUGUUUUGUUUUUAAAUUAAAUUAUUUAAUUUGUUUUGUUUUGUUUUGUUUUUAAGUAUAGAAUAAACUGCAGCCAUUAUAAUUUAAUCAUUGGUUGUGUUAAAUCCCCAAAACACCAAUUUGUACAAAAAACUUCAAGAUAUCAGUUGAAAGAGCAUCCUGUGUGGGCCAGAAGAAAGCCAGUAUGUUUGGUUCCCUUUUGAAACUAGAGUAUCACCUUCCAGUUCCUCCAGCAGUUUUGAUUUCUGACAUGCCAUUCUAUUCACUGGGCUUGUAACAGUCACAUGUCAGAUUGUGCACCCUGUGUUGUUCUGGUGAAAGCCAUGAAAAAAGUGUGAACAUGCCAAGAAUGCUCCUAAUCCAAGGAACCAAUCACACACAGGAGGAUGCCUACAUAGAAGUGCAUCCUGCCCUAUUUUUCCACAUAUGUGAGCUUUACUUGAGCCUAGUAAGAAGAACACUCUGCAAAAUACCUCCCUGGAUUCCCAGUUGUGCUGUUGCUUUGAAAAGAUGUGAGAUAGAAGGAGUCUUCUCUGAUCUCCAACCUCAGUGCAGGUUAGAAAAAUUGCAGGAAGCAUCUGAAUUUCUGAGGGGGCUUUAAGUAAAAGUGGCAUUCCCCCACCCCCAUACAUCCACUGUGAUUCAGAGCAGAGAAAAACAGAUGACUGUUCCUGCUCCUUAUGCCUUCAAAGUGCUGCAUGAUUAAAAACUAUCUCUCAGGGCCUCCAUGCUUGCCAAACAACCUGAGACGUGUGACUAGUAAGCCAAAUCUAGCCAGUAUUUGUGGAGCCUUGCAUCAAAAACUCAUGUCAGAAUUACAGAUGGUGGAUUAUAAUGGUAAUGUGAGGCUGCAGUGCCUGAGAGCUCUGCUCAUCACUAGGUGCCUCCCUUUGACCUGCAAGUAGAUGUUGCAUACAAACCAAAAUGCACUGGAUAAAUUUACUGUUUCUUGAUUGUUUAUGAUAUAUUAACAUUUUGCAUAA
Molecule: messenger RNA, 3643 nt
Organism: Sceloporus undulatus (fence lizard)
Lineage: Eukaryota; Metazoa; Chordata; Lepidosauria; Squamata; Phrynosomatidae
Gene: MAPKAPK3
Product: MAPK activated protein kinase 3
Exons: 11
Coding region: 298-1461 (387 amino acids)
Biological process (GO): peptidyl-serine phosphorylation; toll-like receptor signaling pathway; intracellular signal transduction
Cellular component (GO): cytoplasm; nucleus
Molecular function (GO): calmodulin binding; ATP binding; mitogen-activated protein kinase binding
Source: RefSeq, a predicted model, not a curated record